This is a messenger RNA of Pygocentrus nattereri (red-bellied piranha), 668 nucleotides long. It is a transcript of the gene tmem216, whose product is annotated as transmembrane protein 216. Gene Ontology annotation, biological process: non-motile cilium assembly. The transcript is spliced from 6 exons. The record is from RefSeq and is a predicted model, not a curated record. NCBI's taxonomy places the organism in Eukaryota, Metazoa, Chordata, Actinopteri, Characiformes, Serrasalmidae. Gene Ontology annotation, cellular component: ciliary transition zone. Bases 10 to 453 code for a protein of 147 amino acids.
GCCGUCUCCAUGGUAUCCAAUAUGGCGGUCCACGGAAGGCACCCCAUUUUGUCCUCCAUGCCUCUACAAGUCCUCUUUUAUUUGAAUAGCUGGUAUUUUGCUGCCUUCUUCAUAGCUGAGAUUUUAAUGUUUGUUUAUAAAGGAGUGUUGCUCCCAUACCCUCAGGCAAAUCUUAUACUGGACAUUGUUCUUCUUCUUCUCUACGUUGGUCUUGAAACCCUCAGACUCUUUUACGGCUGGAAGGGAAACCUGUGUGAGCGCUCCCUGACUCUGUCCAUUAGUAUUUGUGUUCUGGUGCCCUGCACAGUACUAAGUGUCUACUAUCUGCUACUGCAGACAUUUGUUCUGCGCCUGGAAUUCAUCCUUAAUGCUGUCUUGCUCUGCUUCUACGGACUGGAGCUGAUUCUGGGUUUAAUGACAGUUUCCUCUUUUUGCAGGGCCUCUGUUUACUGAGCAUGAAGAUGAGGAACUGUUUGAUAGAUUGCUUGGAUGUUAUCAGAUUUUCGACAUUCUCAGAAACUUACAGUAAUAUAUACACCAGUCAUGGACAGUGUUUAAAAACUCCAGCAGCACUGCUGUGUCUGAUACACUUGUACCAGCACUACACUCACUAACACACCACCACCACGUGAGUGUUACUGCAGUUCUGAGAAUGAUCCAUCACUCAA